Molecule: messenger RNA, 1205 nt
Organism: Nematocida parisii ERTm1
Lineage: Eukaryota; Fungi; Microsporidia
Exons: 1
Coding region: 1-1164 (387 amino acids)
Biological process (GO): triglyceride biosynthetic process
Cellular component (GO): endoplasmic reticulum membrane
Molecular function (GO): diacylglycerol O-acyltransferase activity
Source: RefSeq, a predicted model, not a curated record
AUGGAAAGAGUGCAUAGUAAAUGUGCGCACUCUAAACACACGGGAAUACUCACAAAAGCUGAAAUUGGGUAUGGAGGGUGGGCAUGGUUGAUCAUUUCUCUGUGUCUUAUAAAUUAUCAGAUAUGCAUGAAUGGCAGGAUGUAUGAACUAUUCUCACUAUUAGUCACAGAGUCACUGCAGUGUUUAAAGCAGUACACAAUUCUGUUCUUUCUUUUAGUGAAUGUAGUUAGGUGGGCCAUUAUCUAUUUUGCAUCAGAGCAGUUAAGUUCUAGCAUUGUGUAUGGCACUAUUUCUUUUUGUAUAGCCAUGGAGUCUAUCUUAGGAUUCUCUGGGGUGAGUGGGUAUAUUGGAGUUAUUUUAAGGUAUUUAAGUCUUACGCAGUUGAUGAAGGGCAUUUCGUACAUACUUGUGCGGAGGGAGGUUGCUAUACUUGGUAUAGAUGACCAGACAAUAGAGAAGCCGAAAGAAGAAGUAUCUCUUCUAAAGUUUAUUAUUCUUCCCACUCUGUGCUAUCAGAGGGAGUAUCCAGUGCUGCCAAAUAUUUCUAGAUAUAAUGUUCUUGUGUACAUACUCUUACUCCCACCAUCUGCACUGCUGACGUAUUAUUCAUUACGGGUAAAGUGUUAUUCAUUUGGGCUGAAGUUCUGGGAUGAGCCAUCUCUGGACACGUACAUUAAUAUAUUCCUGUGGAGCAAUUUAGGGUGGGCCAGCGGGUUUAUCUUUGUGUUUAUAGGAAUAUUUGGGCUGCUUGGUGAACUAACCCGAUUUGGUGACCAAUCAUUCUUUGAGGCGUGGUGGAAUGCUUCGGUCUCAACGUACUGGAGAAAGUGGAAUUCCCAAGUGCACAAGUGGAUAAAGCGGCAUGUACAUCGUGCGCUAAUUAAAAGAAACAUAACUACCAGGAGCAGUAGAAUAAUUAUAUUCAUAGUCAGUGGAAUUGUGCACGAGUACAUCAUAGGAGACGUGCUUAACUACAGAGGAAUUGGAUUUAUCACAAUGGCAUCCCAAGUACCUCUAGACACAUUUAUUAAAUUUGGAAUGCAAUGGGUAAAGCUUAACCAAGAAUUUGCAGCAACAGUCGCAUUUAACGUAAUUGGUGCGCCCUGUUUAGUAUUGGUUUCUGUGAUGCCCAAAGACUUUUUUAAAGAUGCGAUAAAGAGCUAGAUUGUCUAAUACAUUUGAAAUAAAUAAACUAUCAGCCCCCU